AUGAAGGAGAUGACGAAACGCUUGGGUGCUGUCGGUGCUACUCGCCUUCCAGGAUGGGGACCGCGUGAUCCUCACUGUGCCUGGUUGGAGACACUACAAGAUAUGGUUGCCAACCGAUGUCAGUGGCGUUCUUGUUGUCAGUUUCUGUCCAGAUUGCCUGAGCUUUCAACUAAGUCAUGGUUGUACGGCAGUGAAGCAUCAGUGUUGAACACUGAUGUCACGCUGUCGAUGGUGAUGAUGAUGAUGAUUCCAGAAGCCCGAUUAUUGUUUAUCACCACUCAUGCGCGACACACGUCGAAUUGGGCUGUACUUGUUGAUACUUCCCGAUUUUGGUUUAACUAUCGUCACCUGUCCAACACACUAGCUAUUUACCGGCAUAUCAAAAGGCUGGGUAUCCCAGACAGUCGGAUAAUUUUGAUGCUGUCUGAUGAUGCUAGUUGUAGCCCUAGGAAUCCCAGACCAGCUCAAAUAUUCAACAACCCUUACAAUCCAAUCAAUUUGUAUGGAGAAUCAAUUGAGGUAGAUUAUCGAGGCUAUGAAGUCACGGUUGAGAACUUCAUUCGAGUACUUACUGGUCGGCUUCCACCUUCCACACCUACUUCGAAACGGUUGAAUACGGAUGAGCAUAGCAAUAUUUUGAUCUACAUGACAGGUACUAGUUUCGUCGCACUUCAGUUAUUUUCAGGUCACGGUGGUGAUGGUUUUCUAAAAUUUCAAGAUGAAAAUGAAUUGUCCAGUAAUGAAAUGGCUGAUGUCGUGGAGCAAAUGUGGCAAAAGAAACGGUAUCACGAAAUACUGUUCAUUGUGGAUACUUGUCAAGCGGAGUCAAUGGGAAAGCUCAUUUACUCACCCAACGUUGUCACCGUCGGCAGUAGUGCAAUCGGUGAAGAUUCCCUCUCACUCCACGUUGAUAAGGACAUUGGAGUCUUCAUGUCUGAUCGGUAUUCGUAUCACGCAUCCGAAUUUUUGAAAGGCAUCACACCGGAGAGCAAACAAACCAUGGACCAAUUCCUGUCAAUUUGUCCGAAACACCAGUGCCUGUCGACAGUUGUUACACGAACCGAGCUUCUACGUCGACCUAUUCGCACGGUACCCGUGACCGACUUUUUCGCUAGUGUGAGGCAUAUUGAAGCAGGACCACAUGUCCCUGAACCAACGCCGGAUCAGUUGAACGCGACAAGGGCGCUUCCAAAACAACAACCUAUUCGAGCAGCGGAACUGAGACGUUUUCAGGUGUUCGAGAAUCGUUGUCUCAGAACCAUAGAUCGUGUGGGUUGGCAUCAGCGACCCCGUAGUGGGACGAUUGGAAAGCGAGAUUUCGGUUGUGGGACGGGUACUUCCAUUGGAGAAUGUGUCCAGCAUGAAAAGCUACAUUGGUUGGGACAUGUGUUGCGUAUACCGCACCAUCGUUUGCCGAAGAGAGUGCCGUUUUUCAUUCCUAACUCAGAGAGGCGGCCAGCUCUUGACCUGGAUGGGGACCGUGUGAUUCCCACUGCGCCUGGUUGGAGACGCUGUAAGGUAUGGCUGCGAACCAAUGUCAGUGGCGUUCUUGUUGUCAGUUUCUAUCCAGGUUGCCUGAAUGAGUGUCUGGAGGUGAAGGCACCUCGGAAUGAUUGUAGUAGGCUAGCUCUAAGUCCCUUCCCCUCCUUUAUCUUUUCCCUCACAAUAAGGCUUUCAAAUAUAUUAUAG
Molecule: messenger RNA, 1689 nt
Organism: Opisthorchis viverrini
Lineage: Eukaryota; Metazoa; Platyhelminthes; Trematoda; Opisthorchiida; Opisthorchiidae
Exons: 10
Coding region: 1-1689 (562 amino acids)
Biological process (GO): protein localization to cell surface; proteolysis; attachment of GPI anchor to protein
Cellular component (GO): GPI-anchor transamidase complex
Molecular function (GO): GPI-anchor transamidase activity
Source: RefSeq, a predicted model, not a curated record